Oncorhynchus nerka (sockeye salmon) is the source of this 2657-nucleotide messenger RNA. RefSeq lists its product as uncharacterized. The transcript has 8 exons. Bases 177 to 2165 code for a protein of 662 amino acids. Lineage: Eukaryota; Metazoa; Chordata; Actinopteri; Salmoniformes; Salmonidae. The record is from RefSeq and is a predicted model, not a curated record.
UUCAGUUUAAACGGAAGUGAACAGUGAUCAAGAACAAUUUCCACGUUAGCGUUAAUUAACAACAUGGGACGAACAAAUAUGACAAAUUUAGCUGCACAGCAUCACAUGUAGUCUUUAAUUCGCGUUGGAGACAGGACUUGGUUGAUAGAUGUUAUUUAGGUGACGCUGAACUAACAAUGGCUAACUGUAUGGUUUUUCACACUCAAAUAGCCUCCAUCAUGGAAGUGCUAGCAAAUUCAGCCGUGGCAGAGAUCUGUAAACUCGUAGACGACGACUAUGCAGUGUUUCGUUUGGAAAUUUCUCAAAGCCAGAAAGAAAACAGGGGAUUGCGUAGGAAACUACAGCUACUUGAACUGAAGGUAGCAAGGGAGCGCGCAGACAGGACAAUGCGAGAUCGCAUCCACGCUAGUCGUCCCAGUAAUGUCAAGAUCCUAGACCGAUACAGAGGAAUGGAAAAAGGUGAAGGAGAUCUCACUGGAGGCCACAGGAGCUUUGUGAAGGCAGCAGGACAAAAUACAUGGAGAGAUGACCAACCAAUCACUGUUGAUGAGGGGAGCGGAACCUCGACCCAGCACGUUAUUGUGAUAGAGUCUGCAGAUGCAGAGGCUGCAGGUCCUGGGGUCAAGCAGGAGAGGUCUGAAGGAGAGGAGGACCCACGUCACAGCAGAAACAUCCAGGUGGAAGCAGCAACUGAAGUGGCGCCCCCUGUAGCCACGGAGGACCCCACCACCGCUCCAGCGCAGCCCAGGAUCAGACACAGCAUCACGGAGGAGGAGGAGGGUCCAGAGGUGCUCCUGGUGAAGGAGGAGGGGUGUGAGGAGGGUCUGGGGAACCCUGAGUGGACCAUGGUCAUGGAGGACAACCAGACUACACCUGAACCAACUGAGGAACCAGCUGAGCAGCACAGGACCACACACAGUCUCACUGAGUCAGUAGACAUGGAGGAUGGGAAGCCUGAUCUGUUGAUAGUCAAAGAGGAGACAAUAGAAGAUGGACCAGAGAACAUUGACCUGCUGAGUGGACUAAAGAUGGGGGAGCAAGGUGAUUGGCUGGAGGCAAACAGAGGAGACUGGGGAGCCGUCUUGGAUUCCCAGACCCAGACCGGUGCAGCCAAGGGCCCAGGGGACGAUAUCACUGAGCAGGCCAGGACCAGAGGUGACAUAGUGGAGGUAGGCUGGAACAUCCACCACCGAAUGUGUAGCCCCCAUCUGGGUGAUGCAUCGGCAGCAUCUGCAGUCCAUGAGGACCUGCUGAUAUCCGGUGUUGCUUGCGGGAGAGACUGGACCUCUGAUGUGGCUGAUCACAAACCCUGGCCCCGGAUCAGAACUCUGGAUCAGGAUCUGUCGCUCUUCCUUCCUGAGUCGGAAACGGGACCCAACCACGAGGGACAGAGACUCCACCACCACACAGAACACAACCAGUGGACAGGUGGACUGAACAACCUCAGUCCUGGUGGUCAUCAGAGAGACAGAGGCUCCAGUCAGGGAUCCAGUCUGCAGCCCAGACCCUUCUCUUCACAGUCUCAGUGCAGGGAUGUAGCAGGGCCUGGGGCUGAUAAAGAUAGACCCUCCUGUUCUUAUGAUACAAACACCACAGUAUCCAUGAUGAACAGAGCAGGUCUUCCUGGGCUUCAGCCUUCACAGAGAGUGGUGGGAGACCCCCCUGGUGGUAGUCUAUCAGCAGGUCUGUCUUCUCCUUCAGGGUCUUGUCUAAUGCCUGGUGAAUGGGUUCAUAGAAAGCUUGGACCUGGGUCUAGCUUUCCUCAGUUACCUCAUGGUUACCCCACCAAUACAGACAGGUUCAGGAUGGGCAUUUACCACAAGAAGGACCUAGCCUAUAGCACAGCACAUAAUCCCAACAACACCCAAACAAUGGCUCAAGGAGGGAGCUCAAAGACUAACCACCUGAGAGUGGUGGCUCCUGCUUCUACCUCCUCUGGUGUCAUUGGGUCACAACGUGGGAGACCGAGCAUUAGGACGGACGAUGACAAGCCGUACACCUGCCCCACGUGUGGGAAGCGCUUUGCUAAAGCAAACUAUGUGAAGGAGCACCAGACUGUUCACACCAAGGAGAGGCCCUUCAAGUGCAAAUUAUGUUACAAGAGCUUCUCCUUCCUGAGUAACCUCAUCAGACAUAGGAGUGUCCACAACGGGGAGAAAUCAUAGCAGUGUGGCUUGAGAUGUACACAGGGGAUAUCUGGGAACCAUUAUUUAGCUGACAUUUUUGAAAAUACAGUAUAAGUGGAAGGCCCCUCCAAACCCCCAGAAUUUAAAAAAAAUCAAUGAAUAUUUUUCAUGAUUGGUAUACACCCACACCAUUUAAAAAAUACAUUUUUUUAAUUGAACCUUUAUUUAACUUGGCAAGUCAGUUAAGAACAAAUUCUUAUUUACAAUGAAGACCUACACCAGCCAAACCCGGAUGACGCUGGACCAAUUGUCCCUAUGGGACUCCCAAUCACGGCCGUUUGUGAUACAGCCUGGAUUCGAAUCCAGGCUGUGUCUGUUGUUAGGGUAUGCCCACACCAUUCCAACAAAGAAAAUAUACUUUUUAAUUAAUCACUCAUAUUGUAAUUAUAUGUCAAUAAUCAGCUAGGGGAAAUCUGAUUUUCAAUAUUGUGAUGCCAUUUUUAUAAUUGAAUAAAGAAUAUAUACAACAAA